Messenger RNA from Rotaria sordida, 411 nucleotides. The record is from the annotation of a GenBank genome assembly. Lineage: Eukaryota; Metazoa; Rotifera; Eurotatoria; Philodinida; Philodinidae.
AUGCCUGCUUCACGAGCUUUAUGUGCUGCACCACGUCAUGUUUAUGCUGGAACAAUAUCAAAUAAGACAAAUAAAUCAUUAAAAUGUACAAUUCACUAUGCAACUAGUACAAGUAGUACUAAUAUAAAUGAAUCAAUGUCCGUUACAUUAGAUGCUGGUGGUCGAGCUUGUAUACCAGAACGAGAAUAUCAACCAACACCUGAAGCAACAUUUACUUGUCGAAAAGUUGUUUCUCGAAUAGAAGUUCAUAAUGAUGAUAAAACAUAUACACUUGAACAACCAUUUAAUGGUGUUACAUGUCCAGUAACUGAAUGGAUAUUUGAUAUACAUGAUGAUCAUGUUGCUUCAGUUAAUCCAAAUACAUUACCACAGCAACAAAUACAGAAAAUUCUGUCAGAGCUCAAUGAUUAA